Molecule: messenger RNA, 1098 nt
Organism: Gossypium arboreum
Lineage: Eukaryota; Viridiplantae; Streptophyta; Magnoliopsida; Malvales; Malvaceae
Product: probable mitochondrial adenine nucleotide transporter BTL3
Exons: 3
Coding region: 367-1098 (243 amino acids)
Biological process (GO): transmembrane transport
Source: RefSeq, a predicted model, not a curated record
AACCACCAUGCAAAUGCCAAGUUCCAAAUUUUCACCAAAAAAAUGAAAGGAACAUUAGACCUCGUUACAGUGUUCUAAAACACCAACAAAGACAACUACUAGUAGUCAAAUCUCGAUGAAAGCUAAGUCCCAGCCUCGGUUAUGGAACUCAAAUGCCACCAUUUUUAUUCAUCUUUCCAUUUAUUCAUAUUCCAUUCCUUCUUCUUCUUCUUCUUCACGCUUCUGUACUCUUCCUUUAAAACCAACUUCCAUGCUUUCCCUUCCUUGAUUUUAUUUCUCCCCUACACUUACCAAUUUUCUUUUUUAUUUUUUCUAUAGUUAUUGGAAUUUCUUUUUGUUUUUCCCUUUUUUCCUUUUUUGGUUGCAAUGUACAGUGCGGAUCGUUGCUUGUUCGUUGAUUCGAUCAGGGUCUCACGACAAGAUGGCUUGUUUCUUAGUGACAAAACAGGUCCUUCCUCGUUUGUUUCAUCCAUUUCACUAAAGACCCAGAAAUGUUUUGUCGAUAAAAACGAAAAUGUGUGUUUGGUUUCGUGUUCUUUGGGUGGUCAAACCCUGGGUCCUGUGAAGUCGAGGAGAAGUGGUGGCAAAGGGGGAUGGGUUUUAUCGGUGAGUUUGUCGAGGGAGGAAGGGUAUGUUGGGGACUCAGGAGAAGAUUGGGGGCAAAACGGGGAUAACAAUUUGGAAACGGUGGAAGAGGUGAAAGAGAAGAAGGGAUCAGGUGCUUUGAAUACCACCAAACAUCUCUGGGCUGGUGCUGUUGCUGCUAUGGUUUCAAGGACAUUCAUUGCUCCAUUGGAGAGAUUGAAGUUGGAAUACAUAGUUCGUGGUGAAAAGAAAAGCCUUAUAGAAUUAAUUAAAUGGAUUGCAGCUUCGGAAGGGUUGAAAGGUUUUUGGAAAGGGAAUUUUCUCAAUAUUCUUCGUACGGCUCCUUUUAAGGCUAUCAAUUUCUAUGCUUACGAUAUUUAUAGAAGUCAACUGUUGAAAUUAUACGGGAAUAAGGAAGCCACGAAUUUGGAGAUGUUUCUUGCUGGUGCUGCAGCUGGGAUUACUGCAACUUUGCUCUGCUUACCAAUGGACACUGUGUGGGGAACUUUCUAG